Messenger RNA from Folsomia candida, 4417 nucleotides. RefSeq lists its product as uncharacterized. The record is from RefSeq and is a predicted model, not a curated record. Gene Ontology annotation, molecular function: protein binding. NCBI's taxonomy places the organism in Eukaryota, Metazoa, Arthropoda, Collembola, Entomobryomorpha, Isotomidae. Bases 301 to 3663 code for a protein of 1120 amino acids. The transcript has 13 exons.
UCCAAAAGCGGUCUAUUUGCACUCACUGCUCGAACAAGCAAUCAGUUCUUCGAGUUUCUGUUUCUUCUAGACCGGCACAGCAGCAAACAAACAAACGAAAAGCUAACGUCGCAAUUCCAAAAUAAUAGUUAAAUCUGAUCCUAAUUAAGCUUAACUUUCAUCCCACACGAGGACGACGAUAUAUCCCCCAUUUUGACAGAGAAAUGGUUACUUGCUCUGGCGGAAGUUAAUUAAUUUUAGUCAAUAAACUAAAAGGAUUAGUCAAAUAAUUUUUCUCUUCUGUCGUGAUUUUUCGACGACAUGUCGACCCCACCCAUGGAGGGAGUGCCUUCUCCCCCUGGUGAUGAGGUGGACCCGUCGUGCUGGGCGAAUUUGCCCCUGCGAUACGGCAUGAUGAGGAAAAUUGAAAACGUGCUGGCGCUGGAGGGCGACUAUUUGGCGACACAAUCGUCCCCCGCGCUACGACCGGCGUGGUUGGAGCGGCCAAUUUUACAGUUUACGGAAGAAGAAGAGGCGGCGCGCGGCGAUGGGGAGUCGGAGAGGUCAGUUGACCUUAGAUUGGACGCUUAUCGUCGCAAUGGGGAUCGUUUUGUCGAGUUGAUUAGGAACGGGGCUGACCUUGGAAUUGUGUCAGAUGUGCAUUUAAUCAGUGUCUUUAUGAACCCUGGGGGACAAAUGCCGCCCCCACCCGUAAUGGUGGAUCAAAUAGUGCACAUUCCUCCUCCACCCCGCACCCCUCAACCACUUGGGUCCCCACCCCCACCGAAUUGGCGAGACGGUAAAGACAUCACUCAAAUGAUGCUAUUUUCCUUGGAGCAUCCAAACGCUCAACCUCGAAAAAACGUCACCUUUUACAUCGGACCGGACCAAGUUCCUAUUUCCGCGCAUAAAGAUGUCCUCGCCUUUGUGUCGGUCGUGUUCGACUGGGCGCUGAAUGAGAGCGCCGUCAUCUGCAGGACUGGCUCAGAAGAUGAAAGGCAUAUCCACAUAGCGAUUCGCGACGCAGAUGUGGACGGAUUUAAGACAAUGCUUAAGUACAUCUACGUACGCAGGAUUCCCUGGACCCCGGGGAAAGAUCGUGUCGCCGAGGCGAAAACUUUGCUCAGUUUGGGAUACAUGUUCGAGCUGAAGGAUCUCAUCCGAGGCUGUACGGACAUCAUUAGGAAGACAAUGAAUUUUUCCAACGCCGCCGAAAUCUUGGAAUUCGCCACAACCAAGAAGGACCUUCUCUUGAAGACUGUCGCGCUCAAUUACAUCACAGCGAAUGCAAAGAAGAUAAUCCCUACCGGUGAUUUUGUCGAGAAUUUGGGACUUCAGGCAAUCUCUGCUGUCUUGGAAAGUGACGAAUUGGACAUUUCCGAAGAAAUAAUUUUCAACGCAACGAUGCGUUGGGCGAGCGUUCAGUUCAUACGGAAAUUUGGUGCAGACGUAAAACCAGACCCCACCAUGUUAAGAGCCGAACUGGGUGACGCGCUUUAUCUCAUCCGCUUCCCACUCUUCGAUAUCGAUCAAUUCGUUCGAGUCGUACCGGACCUUUUGAGAACGAUUUUCACUGCGGAAGAGGAAGUCGCGCUCUUCCGAUGGUUCACGACCCCAGCGUCACUAACCGGAGGGAUCACAAAGGUGGGGCGAUUCUCCACGCAAAAUCGCACCUAUCGAAAGCCUUCGACUUCAUCCUCUGACAGGAGGGAAGAGACGCCACCACGUCCCGGAAGUCAUGCCGGCCCCGGCCGAUCCUGCCAAGAACCUCCCAUCAAACGAGUCAAGACUGAAAGCCAAGAAACCGUCCUCGAUCCCCCCGAUUCUGAUAUGAGUUACGAAAGUGAUGUCCCAGCACCACCGUUUUCACCGCUACACGACGUGACCCCUGACCCGCCUCCGAUUCCUCCGAUCCCUGAAUCCACGCCAGUCUCAGCCCCAACGGGACGACCCGUACGUGGCAUCCGGCCACCAAAACGACUCUCCCCUUCGUUGUUGUCCGGCAAGCGUCAUUCCUCAUCAUCAGCAGAGGUAGAUACCACACCAAAAAAUCGGGGCAAAAAAUCAGCCACUACUCAACCACUCGAAUCAUCCCCACGUGACGACAAAGAUUCCGAGUCAAACCACGAUUCCGAGUCUGAGGAUGAUAGCAACGAUUCAUCUCUAUUUACGCCAGUCAUCCGAACAACGCCACCUUCCGUUCGCGCCAUAUCUCCCCCCAAAUUUACUCCUCCUCUCGCCACAACACGUCCUCCAAGCACCCCCGGACCCAGCUCGCAACUCAUUACUCCACGUGCCACGCCGUCAUCAAUUUCGUCUUCCUCGUCCACCCCGACUCGUCGUGGACGCUCGUCUCGUGAACCGUUCCUCACGGAAGAGCAGCUCGAAUACAUCGAAGCAAAUCAGGAUAAUACAAAUGGGAAUAAUCUAAAGAAUUAUCAUCAAACUUUGAUGGUCGGCCUGGAAGACUUCCUCUCUCAGCAGACGAUCGACAUCUUGAUGCCGAGUGACCUGCAUGUCGUCAACGUGACCAAAGUCAUGCCACUCUUUAUGCCAUCUUUGACCGCGUUUCGGAUCAACUACCUCCAUCCGGCCAAGGAUCUCGGGACCUUUAAAACCUUUCUGACCAACGUCACUCUCCACAAUUCGCUCCUCUUCGUCAAAAAGUCAGAGGAAGAAGGCGACAAUUUGAGCGAAUUGUGGAUCAAUAAUUUCGAAGUUAAAAUCGACGUUAAUGGCGUCACUGUCUUGAGUAUUGAUCAUGUCAGGCAGGAGUUGACCAUUAGCAGAAUUGACAAGGCCGCCGAAUCAAUCUUGACGGGAUUGAAGUACGACGAGAACGUUCGUGGCGUCUAUUUGGAUGAGGUUCGCGUCAACCUGUUGGACUACGUGCCUACGCGCGCCCUAGAAAAACUCGUCCUCCGCGAAGUCGGCGGCCCCAUCGCGAACCAGAAGAAAUUAGUUUCCAGCUGCAAACUUCUUAAAGAACUCAGCAUCGAUAAUAUGCGACACUCGAACCAAGAAACCUACGACAUUUCGAAAGACUUUGGCUUAUUUGCGGAAGAUUAUGGACACCGCUGCCUCCGCACGAUCGCCAUGUCCAACACGAAAUUGCACUCGUCUGAAAGACUCACCGCUCGAAUUCGACACUCUCCGGUGGAAGAACUCUACAUGGACGGGUGCAGCUGGACGGUCGAAUUCGUUACCGCCGUUCCAUUUAUUUUCCACAAUUUGAAAAUGUGCAAGCUACACAAAACAAGCAAUUUGCGCCUCGUCCUCCAGCUCUUGGAAAUUACUGGACUCAAACACCUCUGGGUUUGGGAAUUAGAAUUCAAGGCGAGCUGCCCCACACAGAAACUCCCAGUCGAUUAUUUGGAAGAUAAGGUGGACUAUUAUAUACAGCUCUCUGAGGCCCGGAUGAAACGUAUCUUAACUGACGCCGGUCUCGGAACGGACCCCGUUUGGCUGAACGACGAAAAGAAAACGUUCUAUCUGGAGAAACACGAAAUGGUACAAGGUCCCGACGGAAGUGCAAGUGACACCGGAGGUCUCAGGAUGUAUUGGACCGGGAAAAAAUAUGACGAGGCUGAAGCUGCAGCUGAAUUUUCUAAAUUGUCUUUCGACCAAUUCAAGUGGAACACGUUCUAUACAGAUGUUCAUCUUUUUGAAAAAAUGAACGCGUAAAACUACGAUUUUUUGUAUGCGAAAAAUUCACUCGGAUCUUUGUAAGGUGGUAAACUGUGUAAAUUUUAGAAAAAUUGUGUUUACAAAAUAGUCAUAAACGUGAGGAUAGAUUUUUUUUAGAUGUCGUGCUUUUUGCAAACUUAAUUUGGUUAACUGAAUUGCUAGUUCCUCUAAACUUAACUUUUCUCAUAAAAUUCCUGGAAACCCGGUUGAAUUGUUUGUUUCGAAUUUAUGUUUUUUGUAAUUUUUGUUUGAAUGUCGGCUAAAUCAUUUUGCAUUUUUUAGCUCUUGAUUUUUUGUCCUUACCUAUUCUGUGGACGUAAUUUUACUAAUUAGAACAUUUACCAUUUAGAAAUGUAGCUAAUGAAUUACUGAUCUCUAGAGUUGCUUUUAAAUAUUUGAAGAAAAAACGUAGUUAAUUAAUUCGUCAAUUAUUUAAUUGGUUAAUUAUCUCUAGAGCUGAUUUACCGUUUGAUCUCUUAAUUUUGAUUUUGAAAUCAAUAGAUUGAUAUUUAAUACAUUUAAAAAAAUGUACUUUACAUAUAAUUUAAUUGCUAAUUUCAUCAGAAAUGAGUUACCUAAAAAUGUAUGGUGCCUUUUUGACGCUAAGAUUUCGACUGAAUAGUUAAUGUGAUUAAUUAUAACUAAUAUAGAUUAGCGAUUAUAAUUACUAAUCUACAAUAAAUCUGUUAGCAAUCUCAAAUUAAAAAUUUAUAAAAAUGGGAAUAAAAUCUAUAUUUAAAUAUAAUCUAUA